AUGGCCUCACCUCCCCUCAGAUCCCGCAUCCGCGGCACAAUCUGGUACCUCCUCGUCCCCUUCCACCUCUCCACAACAAGCCUCAUCCUCCUCAACGACAACCUCCUCGAAUACACCACCAUAACCGGCUCCUCCAUGUCACCGACCCUGUCCCCCGACUACGAAACGACCCAACGCUGCGACGGCGUGCUCUGGAAAAAAUGGCGACCCACACGAGAUCUCCGGCGCGGAGACGUAGUCUUCUUCUCGGCGCCGCAUAAUCCCGAAGGCACGGCCGUGAAGCGCGUGGUUGCGUUGGGCGGGGAUACGGUAUUGCUGGAUCCCAAACGGAGGCCGAAGGAGGUGGAGAAUGGGAGGACGAGCGAGGCGGCGAGGAAGUGGGAUGUGUGGAAGGGGAGAGUGGUGGUUCCGCCGGGGCAUGUCUGGGUGGAAGGGGACAAUUGGAGGAAGACGAAGGAUAGUAAUGAUUAUGGGCCCGUGUCGAAGAGCUUGAUUCAGGGGAAGGCUUGGUGUUUGUAUAGGCCUUAUACGCAGUUUGGGAGUAAGCCGUGGGAGGGGUACAAAGUUCAGACGAAGGUGAUUGAGGGGAAAGAGGUGGUUAGGAAUAGGAAGGAUGCUGCGAUGCCGGUGUGGGAGCCGCAUGGAUGA
Messenger RNA from Zasmidium cellare ATCC 36951, 648 nucleotides. RefSeq lists its product as uncharacterized. Gene Ontology annotation, molecular function: serine-type endopeptidase activity. The transcript has a single exon. Gene Ontology annotation, cellular component: mitochondrial inner membrane peptidase complex; membrane. The coding region runs from base 1 to 648 and encodes 215 amino acids. Gene Ontology annotation, biological process: mitochondrial respiratory chain complex assembly. The record is from RefSeq and is a predicted model, not a curated record. NCBI's taxonomy places the organism in Eukaryota, Fungi, Ascomycota, Dothideomycetes, Mycosphaerellales, Mycosphaerellaceae.